UUGUACCUACUUCGAACUCGCGCGCGCGUGCGUACGAAACUAGUCCGUUCUCACUACCGUGACUGCAGUGAAGAGGAGGAUUUAUCGCCGGCGACACGUCUCGUCUGCGAUUUACGCUUAUUGCAGUGACCACAUAAUCGUAUGGAAUUAUUGACCAUUAAUUACACAUUCAGAUGACGGCUGCGGCGGGCAACAAGCGCGACCACUGUCCCUCGCACUCAUACAUGGUUGCGUCGUAAAAGUAGCGCUAUACUGCGCUGUCCGAAAGCCGUACCGCGCGCAAGUUCGUCGUCGUGUAUAACAGCCGGUCAAAGUUUCGUCCUUACUAGUGCCCGCGGUUUGAAAUCGAACAAUUCGCGCCUCGCGGUACGAACGUCCCCAAAAACGACGUCGCGGUACACCUGCUGAGACACAAAAUCCGGCAACGGCGCAGCGCACGCACUGUCCGGGGACCGUAACAAAUGUGCGUGUGACACUCCGUUACAGCGUUGCCACGGUUAGCUCCGGAACGUAUCCGUCCGAACAGCCCGCCACCGUCCAUCGUUGGAUUCUAAUCAAUGAUGCGUGUUUUCCUUUCUCUCUUCCACCGAAUAACAAUAAUAACAAUAAAUAAAUAAUAUAAGAACUUAAAGUUGUAGUUAUUUAGUGCUUGCUUAUAGUGCUUGCUGUUGUCCGUUGUACACUUAUUCGGUGUCUAAGAUCUCUGGUCUUCGAAUACUUCCCGAGCGUGUAAGUGCGGUGUGGUUUAUUACGUUUCUGCUCCCGUGCAAUGGAGGUGGACGAGUUCGAUUCGGGCCGUUCGUCGUCAACAAUUUCGUCGAUAAACAGCUUGUUCUCGUUUACCAGCCCGGCCGUUAAGAAACUGUUGGGCUGGAAGCAGGGUGACGAAGAGGAAAAAUGGGCUGAAAAAGCCGUCGACGCACUUGUCAAGAAACUGAAGAAAACGAAAGGCGCUAUCGAAGAGUUGGAAAAAGCGCUUAGUUGUCCGGGACAACCGAGCAAGUGCGUCACCAUACCGAGAAGUCUUGACGGACGAUUGCAGGUGUCGCACCGUAAGAGCUUACCUCAUGUCAUAUACUGCCGUGUUUGGCGAUGGCCAGAUCUCCAAACCCAUCAUGAACUUAAGCCUCUUGACCACUGUCAAUUCCCGUUUUCUACUCAAAACAAACAGAAAGAUGUUUGUAUUAACCCUUAUCAUUACAAACGUGUUGAAAGUCCUGUGCUACCUCCUGUAUUGGUACCAAGACAAAGUCAGCUACCCCCUAUGAUGUUCCGUCAAAUGCCGGAAAAUCUUCAAUACAAUAAUUAUAAUCAAGGACCCAAUUCUCCAUCAUCAAGUCCUCCGCCAAAUAGUCCCUUUCAGAGCAGCGCACUAUCAGAAUUAGGAAGUUCUCCUGGGCCUGAUGAAAAAGCUAUGAGUCCCACAUCUGGAACACAAGUUUUGUACCAGGAACAAGCUAGUUGGGCAAGCAUAGCAUACUAUGAAUUAAAUAGUAGAGUUGGAGAACUAUUUCAUUGUCAAUCUCCUGUUGUAGUUGUGGAUGGUUUCACUAAUCCAAGUAAUAAUUUAAACCGAUUUUGCCUUGGACAACUUUCUAAUGUAAAUCGAAAUCAAACAAUUGAAAACACUAGGCGACAUAUCGGAAGAGGCAUUCAAUUACAUUACAUCGGCGGUGAAGUAUAUGCAGAGUGUUUAUCAGACUCUGCAGUUUUUGUACAGUCACGUAACUGCAAUCACCAUCAUAAUUUUCAUCCAUUAACUGUGUGUAAGAUACCAGCUGGAUGUUCUUUACGUAUAUUCAAUAAUCAACAAUUUGCAACUUUACUCACAGAAUCUGUGAAUUCAGGUUAUGAAGCCGUAUUUGAGCUCACAAAAAUGUGCACAAUUAGGAUGUCAUUUGUGAAAGGCUGGGGCGCUGAGUAUCAUCGACAAGAUGUUACUAGCACACCUUGUUGGAUUGAAAUCCAUUUAAAUGGACCGUUACAAUGGUUAGACAAAGUUUUAUGUGCCAUGGGAUCCCCUCACAAUGCUAUAUCAUCUGUUUCAUAGUCCAACGUGCUUUUCACAUUUAUUUGUCUAAUAUAAAGGUGUUUUUUUUUGUUUUAACUAAAUUUUCAAUAUGACUUAUAUACACAUAAGUUGUAUACAAUAUUAGUAAAAUAAUUUUGCUACAAAAUACCAGGUAUUUUUAUAUUAAAUAAACUUAUGAAAUUUAACUUUUUGUAAAUUAAAAUUAGUUUAUUUUGCUGUACUAUAUGUUUGGUGCUCGCUAUUCUUAUUACUAUAUUUUUUUUUUUUGUUAAAGACCAUUUAUUUGUUGUGUUUUUUUUAUCCUAAAUAUUUAAAGCUUUUUAAAAAAAAAUUGAAAUAUGUUUGAGACUUGAGAGAUAUAUUACAUAUUUUCUUCUAAAAUUUAUUUGACAUAUUAGUUAUACAUUUUGUAAAAAAGGUAUGGUAAUAUUAUUAUGCUCUCUAAUCAAAUAUAUUAUAUUUGUUUGAUGAAUUAUUGCUAGCAACUAAGUAAUCUCACUACGAAAGCGCAAUAAUAUACAAUUUCUAAAACUUGUUUUACACCUUCCAAGUAUACAUGAAAAUUAUAGAGGAAAAAUUUAUCUAACCUUUUUCAAAAAAAUACUGUCCUCUUUCACGCAUGACCCUUCAGUUUUUGCCAUUUGAGUGGGCAUUAUUAUUCUGAAUAAAGUAUAGAUCUGUAGCUAAUUAACAAUUUUUUAUAUUUUAUAUUCUUAUUAAUUAGUUAAAUCAUUUCAAGAAUAAAAUGUUAAAAUACUUAAAAUUUAUCAUAAAAUAUUGUUUACUUGAAAUAGGAUAUUAAUAAUAGGGAAGACGAAUGUAGAUAAAAUUCUCCUCCAUAUUUUUUAUAAUAGGUAUUUUUACUGUAAGACCCUUCAGUAUGCUGUAUUCUUGGAAGGUGUAAAAUAUGUCAUUCUGUAAAAAAGAUGUGUAGGUACUCAUAUAUUUUUUUCUGUUGCUUUUAUUUACUGAUGGUUGCAUACUUGCAUAUAAUAUACAAAAUGAUAACUAUGUAUUGAGAAGUUGAAUUUUCCGCUAUUUUCUUUUUAACCUAUAUUGCAUACUUAUAAAUUAUAACGUUCAAAUUUUAUUAUCAAUAAUUAUUUUAGUAAAUUACAAUUGCUCAUUCAAUAUGUUCAUUUUAGUUUAUUUAUAACUUAAAUAAUGGUAUGCUGCUUACAAUGACAGUAUAAACCAUAUACAGGGUGUUUUAUGAUGUUUUUUCUUUGUUUCUUUUAAAUAGUGGGGCAACAAUGUAAUUUUGUAGCUUGUCUCAAUCGGAAUAACAUAAAACAAUCUGUAAGUUAAUAAUUUUGUAAAGUCGUUAUUAUUUUAUAGUACUAUAGUAGGCGUGCAAUAAUGAGAAUAUUAUGUAAGCUGUAUAUUUAUAUUGUUGAAUUUUAAAUAAGAGUUUGUUCAAUGUUCCCAAUGCGUUCAGUAAUGUAAUAUUUAUGUUUGGUUUAUUAUUAUAUUACAUAUAUUUUUUUUAGUUGUAUACAUUAUUCCUAAACUUUUUAGUUUAUUGUCUACAAAUAUUAUUCAUAAAUAUGUUAUAUUGAUCUUAUUUUAUAAAUAUUUCGAAUGUGAACCAUAGUUUUUUUGUGAAAAAAAAAUAUAUUUUGCUAGAAAGACGAUA
Molecule: messenger RNA, 3668 nt
Organism: Acyrthosiphon pisum (pea aphid)
Lineage: Eukaryota; Metazoa; Arthropoda; Insecta; Hemiptera; Aphididae
Product: protein mothers against dpp
Exons: 7
Coding region: 770-2050 (426 amino acids)
Biological process (GO): anatomical structure morphogenesis; BMP signaling pathway; cell differentiation
Cellular component (GO): heteromeric SMAD protein complex
Molecular function (GO): I-SMAD binding; RNA polymerase II cis-regulatory region sequence-specific DNA binding; DNA-binding transcription factor activity, RNA polymerase II-specific
Source: RefSeq, a predicted model, not a curated record